AUGUCGAGUAGUACUGAUGAUGAACCGCCGGAGGAUCGCAUGAUGGAUAUCCAACCCACGCCCAGUGCGGGUGGUGUUUUUUCUUCUCGGGUAUCCCCGCGCAAGGCUCAUACAGGUGGGAACAAGACUACAGAUUCCAAAGAGAUGGACUUGGAGGUCGCAUCUAUCUCGGACGCGCCUGAGACGGAGGAAAGGGACUUCCACAGCAAGCAGGUAUUCAAAGGCUGGACACUGGCAUUGCUCGCAUAUCAAUCACUUGGAGUCAUCUAUGGUGAUAUUGGGACAAGCCCUUUGUAUGUCUUCUCGUCUACUUUCAGCAGCGAGCCGAGCUAUGAAGAUAUCCUCGGAGCCGUGUCGCUCAUCAUCUGGGCUCUCACUAUUAUGGUUACCAUCAAAUAUGUUUGCAUAGUACUCUGUGCAGAUGAUGAGGGUGAAGGAGGUACAUUUGCUAUAUACUCCCUCCUGUCACGAUAUGCUAAACUCGUCCGACACGAUCCUCGCCACACAAAUCUUGUGAAAAUGCAACGGCACAACACAGACGACCUGAAAACGCCGAAUAGGAUGACUCGCAAUGUCAUGGAGCGAAGCACGUUCAUCAAAUGGACACUCAAAAUCGUCGGCGCAUUUGGCGUUUCACUCAUUCUCGCAGAUGGAGUAUUAACACCUGCACAGUCUAUUCUUGGAGCAAUUCAAGGGAUUACUGUCGUGAACCCGAAUAUCUCCUCCUCCACCGUCGUCGGUGUAUCAUGUGCAAUCCUUGUCGUCGUCUUCAUUAUCCAGCCCCUUGGAACCAGCAAAAUUGCGAGCAGCUUUGCUCCAAUUGUUAUACUAUGGAUGGUCUUCAAUAUGUCGUUCGGGAUCUAUAACCUGGUCAAGUAUGAUGCGUCUAUAUUCAAAGCGUUCUCUCCCUACUUCGCGGGUUCGUUCUUGAUGCGAAAUGGGAGAGACGGAUGGCUGCAGCUGGGAGGAAUCUUGCUCGCCUUCACCGGUGUUGAGACAUUGUUCGCAGACCUGGGAGCAUUUAGCCAACGGGCAAUUCGAAUCUCUUGGCUCUUUUUCGUCUAUCCGUGCCUUCUACUAUCGUAUAUUGGCCAAGGCGCUUAUAUCAGUCGAGUGCCCAGUGCGUAUGCUAAUCCGUUUUACCUCUCUGUGCCACCUGGCAUGAUAUAUCCAAGCCUCGUGGUCGCAAUCCUGGCGUGUAUUGUCGCAAGUCAGGCCGUCAUCACUGGAUCGUUUCAGUUGCUUUCCCAAAUCAUGAAGUUAUCGUACUUCCCUCAGAUUCAAGUUUACCAUACUUCAAAGACUGUCCAUGGGCAAGUGUACAUUCCUCUCGCUAACUGGCUCAUGAUGAUUGGAAGUGUCAUUGUGACAGCCGUCUACAAUAACACCACUGCCCUCGGCGAAGCCUAUGGAGCAUGCGUUAUACUUGUCUCAUUCCUUACGACCUGCAUGGUGGCAGUUGUUGCACUUAUUGUGUGGAGGCUGCCCGUGAACUUGGUCCUUCCUGUGUUCCUGAUCUUCGCGCUUUGGGAUGGCAUGUUCCUCUCGGCUGCCUUGAGCAAGGUUCCACAUGGUGCAUGGUUCACGCUGAUGUUAGCUGCUGUUUUGACCUGUAUUUUUGUGCUCUGGCGGUACGGAAAAGAGGAGCAGUGGAAAGCAGAAGAGUCUGAUAAUAUACCUCUGUCGCGGACGACCGUGUUGAGAGAAAACAAACUCCUCCUGCAGAAUGGUUCAGAGAAUUCUACCAUUUCCCCGAUCAGCGGUCUGGGGAUAUUCUUCGACAAAUCUGGCAUGUCGGAUAACACGCCGAAUGUUUUCCUUCACUUCAUCCAAAAGUUCAGCGCUGCGCCUGAGGUGUCCGUUUUCCUUCACCUGCGACCCUUGUCCAUACCCACAAUCGCUCCAGACGAACGGUAUUCGGUCAAUCGUUGCUACACAUACGGCGUUGGCCCGAAGAAGCAAGCCAUACCUAAUUGCUAUAGGCUGAUCGUCCGCCAUGGAUAUACGGAUGAUAUAGUCACACCUGACCUUGGGAUCUUGGUUCACGAUCUAGUUCGGGGGUAUCUCAUCUCCCAAAAUAAUUCCUUAUCACUCUCUAGUGAUAAGGAAAAAUUGGAUGCACUUGAUCGGGCAUGGAACUCUCAGGUGAUUUACAUUGUCGGCAAAGAGCAAUUAAAGGUUCCGGCGGAGACGAACAUCGUUCGACGACUCUUCCUCUGGGCAUUCUUGUGGAUGCGAGACGCUAGCCGAACCAAGAUUCAGCACUUGAAUGUUGAGACUGACAGGGUGGUGGAGGUCGGCUUUGUGAAGAAAAUGUAA
Messenger RNA from Penicillium vulpinum, 2319 nucleotides. Its product is annotated as KUP/HAK/KT family potassium transporter. The record is from RefSeq and is a predicted model, not a curated record. Gene Ontology annotation, molecular function: potassium ion transmembrane transporter activity. Gene Ontology annotation, cellular component: membrane. Gene Ontology annotation, biological process: potassium ion transmembrane transport. Lineage: Eukaryota; Fungi; Ascomycota; Eurotiomycetes; Eurotiales; Aspergillaceae. Bases 1 to 2319 code for a protein of 772 amino acids. The transcript is spliced from 11 exons.